Haliotis rubra (blacklip abalone) is the source of this 888-nucleotide messenger RNA. RefSeq names its product uracil-DNA glycosylase-like. Gene Ontology annotation, cellular component: mitochondrion; nucleus. Bases 140 to 835 code for a protein of 231 amino acids. The transcript has 5 exons. Gene Ontology annotation, biological process: base-excision repair; base-excision repair, AP site formation via deaminated base removal. The record is from RefSeq and is a predicted model, not a curated record. Gene Ontology annotation, molecular function: uracil DNA N-glycosylase activity. Lineage: Eukaryota; Metazoa; Mollusca; Gastropoda; Lepetellida; Haliotidae.
CUAUAAAUAGUUUUUCUGGCAAUUCCUGUUAAAGCGAAAGCUGUCGGGCUUAUGGGCAGUUGGAUAUCAUCAAUAGUGUUCUACCUAUUACGGACUUUGGAAGGGAGCACCUGUAAAAGUGGCAGAAGCGAAAGCAAGCAUGUCAUCACCAUUUGACCUGAAGUCCUUUCUAACGGAAAGCAGCUGGACAAACGCCUUACAGGAAGUGUUCAAAGAGCAGUAUUUUGAAGACCUCCAGAAAAAGCUGGAGCAAGAUUACUCAGGAGCAAAGCAGAUCUUUCCUCCAAAAGAAAAGAUUUUUAAUGCUUUUAACCUGACCCCAAUUGACAAGGUGAGAGUUGUGAUCCUUGGACAAGACCCAUACCACGAUGAUGGGCAGGCGGAAGGGCUGGCGUUCUCGGUGCCUGAUGGACUGGCUGUUCCUCCGUCUCUAAAGAACAUCUUCAGGGAAUUGACAACAGACAUCCCAGGGUUCAAGACGCCUGCUGGCGGAAGUCUAGAGAAAUGGGCUGUACAAGGAGUGUUCCUUCUCAAUGCUACACUCACUGUGGAGGCACACACUCCUAACUCACAUAAAGGCUAUGGCUGGCUGAAGCUGACUGACCAGGUCAUCAAGAUCAUCAGUGAUCAGUGCCCAUUUGUCGUUUUCAACCUCUGGGGAAACUUUGCUCAGGAAAAGGGCAAAGUAAUUGAUGAUAAUAAGCACAAAAUCAUUAAGAAUGCUCACCCCUCCCCACUAAGUUUUACCAGGUUCGCAGGCUGUAAGUGUUUCUCUGCCACUAAUGAUGCUCUGCAGAAGAAAGGGUUCUCUCCAAUAAACUGGUCUCUGGAGUAACAGGAGCUGUAGCAGCUGGGUCAUGAAGUCACAUAACUGUAGUAUUUCAGGGC